Messenger RNA from Wyeomyia smithii (pitcher-plant mosquito), 1308 nucleotides. RefSeq lists its product as uncharacterized. The record is from RefSeq and is a predicted model, not a curated record. Bases 1 to 1308 code for a protein of 435 amino acids. NCBI's taxonomy places the organism in Eukaryota, Metazoa, Arthropoda, Insecta, Diptera, Culicidae. The transcript has a single exon.
AUGACCGCUCCCGCCUACAACCUGUCGAAAUUCAUCGGAAAAAUCAUACAAAAUUCCAUUGAUAGUCCAUACAACAAAAAAGAUUCGUUCACGUUCUGCAACUUUAUCUGCUCAGUUACACUGCCACCAGACUAUAUUCUAAUUUCUCUAGACGUCAUAUCGCUGUUCACAUCAAUUCCUAAAGCCCUAGUCACACACAACAUAAUAACACAAUGGGAGAAGAUCAAAGUUAAUACAAACAUAAACCUAGAUUUUUUCAUCGAAAUAGCUGAAUUUUGUAUCGAAUCAUGUAUCGAAUCAAGUUACUUCAAGUACAACGAACAACAUUUCCAACAAGUGUUUGGAGCUGCAAUGGGGAAUCCUCUCUCGCCCAUAAUAGCAGACUUAGUUAUGGAAACACUACUAGACACAGUAACACAGUCAUUAAAUUUCAAACCUCCGUUCAUCAAAAAAUAUGUAGACGAUCUCCUACUAGCAAUUCCUGAAAGUCAAAUAGGCCAUGUACUAGAAACAUUCAACAGCUAUAAUGAACAUAUUCAAUUUACAUAUGAAAUGGAAAACAACAAACGACUACCGUUCCUAGACAUGACACUGAUAAGACAGGAAAACCAAAAAAUUCAAACAGAAUGGUAUAUGAAACCGAUAGCCAGUGGCAGGUUCUUGGAUUAUAACUCGUUCCCCCAGGAGCUCCAUCAAAAAAUAAACAUGGCCAAAAAUUUCAUUCGACGAGUCGACAAACUAUCCACUCAUUUACAAGACGCCGACAAAGCCCGUAUCAUCCAUCAACAAUUGAGUCUCAACAACUACCCAAAAUCGCUCAGGAACAGAUUCAUAAACCGCAGGCAAGAAAACAUUAUUACACCACAAGAAUCAUCCGAUGAAAACCUGAAAUAUACUUACCGUUCAAUAACAUACAUUCCAUACCUGUCGAACAGAAUCGACAAACACCUGAAAAACGAAUACAAAAACAAACGACUAGCACACCGCAACACAAAAACAGUUGGACAAUUACUCACAAAUGUUAAAGACCCCGUCCCCCAGGAGCACCAAAACAACGUCAUAUACAAGAUACCAUGCAAAAACUGCGACGCCUGCUACGUCGGAAUGACAACAAACAUGCUUAAAACAAGAAUCAGCGGACAUCGAACGUACUACAACACUUGGGACAAACUACUACAGCAAGGCUACAACGCAACAGAUCCACAAAUUAGUUCACUAAAAGAAAAAAACAGCACUAAUGUACCACAGCAUCACACAAAAUCACAGAUUCGAUUUUCACCAAACGAAAAUUAUAGACAGACACGAUAA